UAGAGAAUUGAUGACGAAAUCGUCCGUUUAUAUUUCUUCGACUCGAAAUUAACACGCACUGUUAGCGUCUCUUGUUUCGUAACGCUACAAGUGUGAAUGAGUAAUGCUGCUUCUGCUAGAUAAUAUCGGUGUGACAAACAAACGAGGAAAGUAAGCCUCGGAGUUCGACGAAGUAUAAAUAAACGCAGCGAUUAUGAAUAAUUGAGGAAAUCCAUCGCGCAUUCUGGCUGCAAAUGCCAUUCCAUUUGGUGUAGAGUGCGAAAGUGGUACACAUAGCAUACAUAACGGCGGCGAUAUGUUAAUAAGUGGGAAAAUGCCAGUAUUGAUGAUUAUUGCGUGUAGAAAUUCAUGAGUGUGUGUUAUCGAGUCUAAACAAUAUAUAUGAGUAAGGAAGCUCUCCCGUUUCGUUGAUUUUGCAGUGCACAUUCAUUGGAGAAGGCCCGCACAAUGACAUUUCUACUGCAGAUAUUACUACUGAUCGGGAGCGUUGCGCUGGUGACUGCAGAUACCGAGGGUAACGUAUGCGGGGAGAAUGAAGGAUCCUAUAUAUGUGGAAGGAUGUGCGAGCCGACGUGUGACAAUCCUCAACCGAAUCCCCGAUUCUGUCCGAGAAUCCAAUGCACAAAGUUCACCGAAUCCUGUCGUUGCCACGAUGGAUAUCUGAGGGAGUCCUCGGGUGGCUGCGUCUCACCGGAGAACUGCCACAAGGCUCACCAACAAUAAAACGUAUCUUAUAAUUUCAUAAUAAAUUAUAGAACUUAUAGUAGUGCUACCAUAUCAUAUCGUUGAGUGGCAACCCACGCACACUACACCGACGACUGGGUUCGAAUUCCAGCCUCGUCAAUUCCGAUAUUUGUAAGGAUUGCAUUAAGCAUCCCUCCUUCAUACCAUGUAUAUAUAUGUAUGGCUGAACAAUCAAUUAGUAAGAAAUGAAAACAGUUGAAUAGAAAUUUUGAGAAACGACCAUAAUUGUGAUUCGAUAACACAUUGGAAAAAUACUUUUGGAGUAAAUAAAAAGACCUUUUUCAUUCACAAA
Molecule: messenger RNA, 1036 nt
Organism: Diachasma alloeum
Lineage: Eukaryota; Metazoa; Arthropoda; Insecta; Hymenoptera; Braconidae
Product: chymotrypsin inhibitor
Exons: 3
Coding region: 448-723 (91 amino acids)
Source: RefSeq, a predicted model, not a curated record